GUUGUUUUUAUUUUGUUUUCUCUUUUUAGGAGAUGCUGGAAGCGCUCAAGGCUCUCUCGACGUUUUUUGUCGAGAACAGUCUGCGCACCCGAAGGAACUUGCGUGGGGACAUUGAACGUCGGAGCUUAGCCAUCAAUGAAGAAUUUGUCCACAUAUUCAAGCAAGUUAAAGAGGAGCUUGAGAGUAUAAAUGAAGAUGUUCAAGCGAUGAGCAGCUGCUGUGAAGAUAUGUCCAGUCGUUUGAAGGCAGCAAAAGAACAAACCCAGGACUUGAUAGUAAAAACCACAAAGCUCCAAGCAGAAAAGUACGUAUGCCAUCUUUCUUACUUCUUGAAGACUUGACAGUACUGGUGUAAUUUUAUUUUAGAUCUGG
This is a messenger RNA of Coturnix japonica (Japanese quail), 372 nucleotides long. The record is from RefSeq and is a predicted model, not a curated record. Lineage: Eukaryota; Metazoa; Chordata; Aves; Galliformes; Phasianidae.